Messenger RNA from Gryllus bimaculatus (two-spotted cricket), 1515 nucleotides. The record is from the annotation of a GenBank genome assembly. NCBI's taxonomy places the organism in Eukaryota, Metazoa, Arthropoda, Insecta, Orthoptera, Gryllidae.
CGGCAACGGCGGCGGCGGCCCACCCUCAACGGCGGCGGGGAGAAGUCGCCCGGGGCCGGGCCGGCCUCGCUGGGCGCCGCUGACUUCCGCGAGGCUGGAGUACGAGCUGCCGGGCGGCAGGCGCGUGGGCGCGGCGGCGGCUGGGCCGCGGGCGGGGCGCUGCGGCGGCGCGGGCGCGCGGGCGCCGGCGCAGGCGCCGGGGCGGUGGCGGGCGCUGGCGCGGGCGCCGGCGCUGGCGCUGGCGCGGGCUCCGCCUACGUGGGGCAGCGCCUGGCCAAGGGCGCCCCCGGGGGCGGCGGAGGCGGCGGCAGCGGCGGCGGCGGGGGAGUCGCCGUGGACCGCGACCGAGACGGGCUGGACCUGGAGGAGUCCCCGCGCAAGAUGAACCACAGCACCGACCUGGACCUGCAGGACCCGAAUGCGUCGACAUUUCCGAGUCGCACGCGCACGCGCGCGCGCGCACCGGUGCGUGCGUUGCAUGCAAAUGACUCUCGACGCCGAGUGGCGGCGGCGGCGCGGCGCGGGAACAGUGGUGACAGCGUCGCGGCGCCGCGCGCGCACGGCGUCACGGCGGCGGCGGCGGCGGCGGCAACGGCGCUAGCGCUAGCGGUGGCAGGGGAGGCGGGCGAGGACGACGACGACGACGACCGGCGACAGCGACGGCGAAAGCGAUGUUCGACCCCGAUCCAAUACGCGCGGCGUAGCCUUGCCUCGGGACGCACGGAGUCGGGCUGCGAGUCUGACGACGGCGAGGCGGCCCUGCUGGACCUGUCGGCCGACACGGGCUCCACGGAGGACCUGGGCGACACGGAGGUGGGGCUGCAGGUGGGCCACUCGCGCAACUUCACGCUGUCGCCCGAGACGACCGACUGCGACUCCAACUGCGGCGACCUGGACUCGGAGGCGUCGCUGCUGCUGCUGGACGCGGAGCCCGGCGUCGGAGUGGGCGUGGGCGGCGGCGCGGGCGGCGGCGGCGCGGGCGGGCCCGGCGGCGUGGGCGCCACGCUGGGCGCCGACCUCGGCCCGCCCGACGCCUCGCGCCUCUACUCCAGCAUGCCCGUGCUGGAGGACGGCCUUUCCUCCGGACACGCCUCCGACACCGACAACAACCCCACGGUGCUGCUGAUGAAGCGGCAGAUCACGGAGAUCGAGCGCGAGAUCGUGCAGCGCACCAGCUCCUCGGGAGGCGGCGGCGGGGGCGGCGGCGGCGGCGGCGGCGGGCGCGGGGGCGGCGGCAAGGCGGGCGCCGGCAGCAUCUCCCCGGCCGGCGGCGGCGCCAAAGAGGACUCGUUCGCCGCCUACGACCCCACGGCCGACCCCGAACUGGAGGCGCUCGACCCCUUGGAUGCGCUAAAGGCAGUAGCGUUCCAUAACCCUUUAUGGAUGCGAAGUGAAAGUUUUGCUCGCGUAUUGCUCUUGUUUAUGGAAGAGCUCUUUGUGUGGAUUGUGGAACACGUAUCGUGCGCUCCGCCGUAUCGCAAGUGUGUAUGUGUGUGGGAGAAUGUGUGCCGAUAA